Molecule: messenger RNA, 957 nt
Organism: Klebsormidium nitens
Lineage: Eukaryota; Viridiplantae; Streptophyta; Klebsormidiophyceae; Klebsormidiales; Klebsormidiaceae
Source: the annotation of a GenBank genome assembly
AUGACGUGGCGUCCUGAGGAGAAGGGCACCUUGAAGACUUCUUACAGAGUGCCAACACUCCCCAGCAGCUUAGGCAUGGGGCCUCCGCUGCCGUUUCCUGUGAAGACUAGACAAUUCAACGAGGACAUCAAGGGCAUCAAGACGGACUUCCUGGUCAGCAGAUACGAAGACUACACUGCUGUUAUGGUAACCCAGAUCGGGAAGAUGGGAACAAUUCUGCAGGCAAAGAAGGAGGAGACAUACGGAGGCGCCUCCACCUACACUGUCAACACGCUUUUUGGCAAGCGAGACGAGCCUCUCCUUGAAGCGUGUGCCCGCCAGCUGGCCGAGAAACUCAGCGCCGGCGACUCCUCCCGAGCACUCCUCUUGUCCCUGGGACUGCGAGAUCCUUCUCCUGAGUCUGUCCGCGAAGUUUUGAACGCGAUUGUUGAGAACGCCGUGUAAGGACCACGAGGCUAAGCAAGCAAAGGCGGCUGAUGCCAGGAAUCGGACAUUCGCUUGGCAACAGUCUUUCUGGGAAGAUGAUGAGCGAUGUUUGGGAUCUUUAAGCGAGGCACCUCCUCGGAAGUCUUCUCGAGGGCCCGAGCCGUGAUCCUUGCCACAGCGCAAGUGCAUCCGCCUCCGGAUUUUGAAUCGUCCAUGAGUACUCUGGACGGAAUGCGCUCGAGUGCAUUGUCGAAACCUGGUAGGCGUCUAGCAAUAGCAUCGGUACGUAUCCUUGCGUUGGCAAGCGGCCGUGCGUUUGCAAAGGGUUCUAAAGUCCGUUCACAAUGACUGAUUGACACAGUCUGGAUUACUACCUGCAGCAAGUACGUUUGGAUUGCAGCCUUUUACAGCUCAAGGUUGAGUGUCGGUGGCAGAACGGUUUUGGUUGUAUCAAUAAUGUUAGGCAAAAAGAUUCACUCACAGCAAUGGACCACCGCCUUCAAGUUGACGGUCGGUGAGACUACUGUGCCG